AUGACCACGCUCGACGAUGCGAGCGGUCAGCGUCAAAAUGGGAGUUCGAACAGUGUGAAUAACGGAAAGAAUGAAGGAAGAUCGCUUCCAGAGCGAUCUCGGACGUUGUCAAACUCUGAAAUGCAGCGAGACAAGAAUUCGAGGCUUGGAGGGCUUCAGCACGCAGACACUGCGCCCAUCGGAACAUCUCCUACGGGCAUGUCCAGCCCUUCUGGCGCCCCUCUCAAGGCUGGAGCGUAUGCAACGUCGCGCUCCGAGGACGGCCACUCGUCUACGAGAAGUCAUUCGAAUCAGGACCCAAUGCCGCCACCUCCAACGCCAUCAACGAAUCAAGUUCUCUGUGCGUCGUGUGGAAACGUCGUCGCUGGCCAGUUUGUUCGCGCGCUCGGUGUCGUCUUCCACAAAGCAUGCUUCACCUGCAAAGACUGCAACUCACCUGUUGCGCAAAAGUUCUUCCCAGUCGACGGCCCUGAUGGCCGCCCGUAUCCCCUGUGUGAGACGGCUGGGAUUACUCUGUGCCAACUGUGGGAUGGCCCUCCGAGGCAGCUACAUCACAGCAUGCCGUCAGUUCCAUCUAUCGUCAUGUGCGAAACACAAAGGCUCACGAGCUUCUCAAACAGAAAAGAAAUAUCACAUAGAACAUUUCGUGUGUUCGAUCCCGACAUGUUCAUGUUCGGCCCCUCGGACUCGUACUACGAACAUGAAGACUCUGUAUACUGUCAUUUUCACUACAGUACCCGUUUCGCCACCAAGUGUGCUGGCUGCAAUACUGCGAUUUUGAAGCAGUUCGUCGAGGUAAACCGCAAUAUGAAAGAGGACUGCUACCAUCCCGAAUGUUAUCUUUGCCACAAGUUUUGGAAUGUCAAGCUGUAUGCUGGCCCGAGACCAAGCAGCUCAGCGCUUGAGUACGGCUCCGAGAAUACGCAUUCAGAAGACGCCGAGCCCCUUUGGAGGGAAGAGGAGCAACGAGAAAGUGCUCAGUCCAUCCGAGCGAAACAAAAUCGGAUGGAACAACAAGUAAAUAGUAUCUGGACGAUCCUGUCCUCAUUUGAAGAGUCGAGCGCGGCUUGCAUUUCAGACAUGUUGCGGCAUGUGAGUGACGGAGAAUAUCUGGAUGCUGUUCGGGAUGCGGAGCGUUUCAUCCUCCAUGUCGAGGUACUGUUCGCUGCUAUUGACGAUUUGGAAUUCUGCUUUGCCAUCCGAAACCUCAAGGGCAUGUCUCACGUCCGAGAAGCGAGGGUUCUCUGCAAAAAGACAGUCGACCUUUUCACACUUCUCCAACAACCAAACAAGAACCAAGGAGGCAUGACGCAAGAGCUCUUAGCACUCGUGACUGGGCUCGCACACUAUCUCAAGGUGCUCAUCCGGAUAGCCCUAACAGCAGCCCUCAAACUUGACCGUGAACAUGGAAAAGAGGAUUCGAUACCCCUCUUCCUCGAUAGCCUCAACUCGUUGCUAAUGCAUCGUGGUAGCACUGCUGCUCGCCGAUUGAUGGAUCCCCAGAAAGCAACGGAGAGUGGGGUCAGCGGUGAAGGAAUCACUGCGACUCGAAACGUCGCCUUUGGAUACAAGAGUUUGGCGCCGGAAUAUGCGGGAGAGUCUCCGUUCUGGCCCUUGGCAAACGGCAGACCACCUCUCCAAAUCAUGCCCCUUUCCGAAACUUGCCUUGGAUGCAAGACGACGAUUGAAGAGGACUGCGUGCGCUUGGGGACAUUUCAAAGGUGGCAUACGCACUGCGUCAAAUGUAAUCAAUGUGGCAAGGCGGCAGGAGAACCUCUUCCGCCACCAAAACCACGGACUAAUGACGAAAAGGAGGCUGGCGUUCGACCAUCGGCGACUCGAAGACCACCAGCCUCUACCGAAGAGUUCCUCUUCGACCUCCCAGAUGGCGCGCCUGCCCCUCCACAACCUGCUGGAAGCCUCCUUGAUCCCGCUGAAUUUAUCACUGAGGUACCCGUGGCUAUCUGGUGUCUCGACCAUCGUCGGGUCAUCUCAAUCGGUGGCAUGCAGCCCGUCACACGACUGGAGCAGUAUUCCUAUCUUCUUAAUGUGAGGCUGCGCAAACUUUACAACCAGUUGAAGAAGCAUGGUAUAAUACCCGAAAUGCCAGCCGCAACAGAAGCGGAACGACGCGCUCGACGAGAAUCGUCCCAAAUUACUCCCGUACGAUCGGUUCACCAUCUUGAUCGAAAACUUUCGGCGACGUCAAGAAUUCCCAAACGAUCGACCAUCAUCGAGAGUGCUCCUGGCAGCGUGGCUCAGAUGGCAAUGGCAUCAUCCCAACGGCCUUCAGAAUCACAAAGGCCAAGCCAACCAGUGAGCCAGUCGCCGGCUUCUAGGGGUCCGCCACAUGUUCCUACACGACAGUCGACUAUACCUUCUCCAUCGGUAUCUGGGACUAGUCCAUCCUCUCCUCACGGCCCUCAGGCACCAUAUCCCUUGGCUCAAAGGCCUGGAAUACCUCACACCAAUACUCAAGUACACAUUAUGGAUCAUCCACCCCCGCCUCAGGCGCAGUCGUACAUUCUACCGCCAGAUCCUGCAGCGGAGGACGGCAUCACUUUAGCGGAUAUACCCCAAUUUAUUGAGGCUACGCAAAAUAAGUCACUGCCAAGUAUGCGUGGUCGACCGCAUGUAGCAGAGCUCGCGCCUCCGGAACUACUACUCAUCAAGUAUGCAGCGCUCCUCAUCAUCGCAAAAUCCCAGCUUGGAGAUCCUAGCCUCGUAGAGGAGAUGAUCGAAUUCUUGGAAGCGAAAAAAGGCGGCUUUUGGAACAAAUGGUUCAAUAAGGGCGACAAAAAGAAUAUGAAGAAGAAAGGCAAGGGGCUCAUUAAAGAUCAAAUAGAAAACUUACUUUUUGAAGGAGUCGACUCGAUGCUUGGAGCUGCGAGCGUCCCGUUACGUGUACCGAGCUUUAUUGAUGACAUUGUCUCUGCAAUGAAGCAAAUGGACAUGUCCAUUGAAGGUAUAUUCAGAAAGAAUGGCAAUAUUCGACGCAUGAAUCAGGACAUCGAAUCAUUGGACAGGGACCCCGCAUCGGUGGACUUCUCUCAAGAUAAUCCAGUGCAACUCGCUGCUUUAUUGAAACGCUUCCUUCGCGAUUUGCCAGAUCCACUGCUUACCUAUAAGCUUCAUCGCUUAUGGAUAAUGACUCAGAAUGUAUCGGACGUUCGCGAGCGUGCGCGGCUGUUGCAUAUGGUCAUGCUCUUGCUCCCAAGAUAUCACAGAGACACCCUCGAAGUGUUGCUUGUGUUCCUCAAGUGGGUGGCGUCCUUUUCCCAUGUCGAUGAGGAGACUGGCAGCAAGAUGGAUUUGGAGAACCUGGCGACUGUCAUUACACCGAGUAUUCUCAAGGCUAAUAAGCGCGACGGAAUGCACGAUGAAAGCUUCCCUGGCAUUCGUGUCGUCAAGGAACUACUCGAAGUGCAAGACGAACUAUACCUGGUGCCAGAGGAAUUCAUUCCCCUCAUACACGACCAAAACUACUUCCUUGGGUCUCUCGAGCAGCCCCGAGAGCUGCUGAAGAAAAUAGACACGUUCCUUAGAUUGCGCCAUGGACCAUCAAGUAUGCCAAUGAACCGGCCUUCAGCGUCCAACGGUACUGGGUACCAGGAAAACCCAUCGUCUGGCUUCCAUCACCCCCCCAACAACUAUGUGAAUGGCUCUCAGCAAUACGAGCGACCAGGAACGGCACCACACCCAUCAGAGUACGCAUCGAAAUCGCUUCCACCCCACCCAGGGCUCGUUCACCAGCCGUUCUCCUCUCCUCAUCCUACAUCGAGAAUGCAAGACUAUGCGGGCACGCCACAAAGACCGAGUUUGGAUGCGCAAUGGGCACCUCCAUCCAUCCCGAGCAGCGACUCUAGACGAGACUCGCCAAGAUCGCGGCCCAGCUCUUUCCUACGUCCAAGUGACAGUUCGCUCCCAAGUUCAUACUCUUCUACCAGAAAUUCGCCAAUCGGUCAAUGA
This is a messenger RNA of Serendipita indica DSM 11827, 3969 nucleotides long. The record is from the annotation of a GenBank genome assembly. Lineage: Eukaryota; Fungi; Basidiomycota; Agaricomycetes; Sebacinales; Serendipitaceae.